CGCAUACUUCCCGUCACCACAUCGACAAUGACGAUAUACUCGCUGUACAUCUUUGACCGCCACUGCGACUGCGUCUACUACCACGACUGGCACCGCACGCGCCCGGUGCGCGCGACGCCAAACGACCGGCCGGCAGUGCACAGGCUGUCGGCGCCCCAGGGCGCGCAGCACGCGCGCGAGAGCAUCUUCUCGGCGAGGAGCGCAACCACGCCCAUCCCGCCGAUCGCGCCGUCCCAGGCCGUUGGCGCGGGGAGUAACGCCGGCCUGCCGUUCGACGAGGAGGCCAAGCUUGUCUAUGGCGUCGUUUUGAGUUUGCGGAAUAUGGUCAAGAAGUUGUCUGGCAAAGACGAAGCCUUUACCUCCUACAAGACCCCACAGUACCGCCUCCACCUGUACGAAACCCUCACCGGCUACAAGUUUGUCCUCCUCUCCGACCCGUUCGCCGACUCGCUCCGCUUUGUCCUGCGGCAGCUCUACACUGGCCCCUUUAUCGAGUUUGUCGUCCGCAACCCCCUCAUCGAGAUGGACAGCCGGACACAGGGCAUCGACAAUGACCAGUUCCGCGGCGCAGUCGAUCGCCACGUCCGCGGCCUCUCUAUAUUCGCCUAG
Molecule: messenger RNA, 609 nt
Organism: Vanrija pseudolonga
Lineage: Eukaryota; Fungi; Basidiomycota; Tremellomycetes; Trichosporonales; Trichosporonaceae
Gene: bet5
Product: Transport protein particle subunit bet5
Exons: 4
Coding region: 28-609 (193 amino acids)
Biological process (GO): endoplasmic reticulum to Golgi vesicle-mediated transport
Cellular component (GO): TRAPP complex
Source: RefSeq, a predicted model, not a curated record